AUGUGAUAAACAAGAAGGAUGAUGGCGAUGAUGAUGAUUAAUCCUUGGCCAUAUGCAUUCAGCCCAUUCAUUCAUUCAUUCAUUCUCCAACCGUCCCGGCAGAUGGCCAAUUAAUUCGUAUGCGAACUUAAGUGGUUGUUCAUUUAUGUCUUAUGCAUCCACAGCUUGCCCCACAGCCCAGCACCAGUACCAGGACCAGUACCAGUACCAUCACUCUCCUUAGAUAUAAUAUAUUUAUUUAUUUCUCUCCACACUUCGUCUUCUUCUUUCUCCUCCGAAGCUCUCUCCGUCUCCCUAUAGGAGGGGAGUUGAGGAAGGAGCAAUUCCAAUGGGUUCCAGAGAAAUCAAAUCGCCUGCUCAAGCCCCGACCUCCACGCCUCUGAGUGUAGACCCCGCCUCUGCCUCUGAUUCCUUCCGGAGAAAGAAACUCGGAGUAUAUUUCAUCGAGUCCGAUGAUCGCCGGACGGCCCUGGGCGGUGGUUAUACAGUCCCCAUCAGUGGCACCACCCCCGUCAAUAUUCACGGCAAGCCCAUUAAAGAUCUGUCCAGAACCGGCGGCUGGAUUGCCGCUUUCUUCAUUUUCGGGAAUGAGAUGGCGGAGAGAAUGGCGUACUUCGGCCUCUCCGUAAACAUGGUGGCCUUCAUGUUCUACGUCAUGCAUCGACCUUUCUCGAGUUCGGCAAACGCAGUCAACAAUUUCUUGGGAAUCUCACAGGCCUCCUCUGUGCUCGGCGGCUUUCUGGCCGACGCGUAUCUUGGUCGAUAUUGGACCAUCGCCAUUUUCACCACCAUCUAUCUAGCAGGUUUGACGGGAAUAACGUUAUGCGCCACAAUGAGCAUUUUCGUGCCCAACCAAGACCAGUGUGAUCAGAUCUCCCUGCUUCUGGGCAACUGCGAGCCGGCGAAGCAAUGGCAGAUGCUUUACCUCUACACAGUACUUUACGUGACCGGGUUUGGGGCCGCCGGAAUAAGGCCGUGCGUUUCGUCUUUCGGGGCGGACCAGUUUGACGAAAGAAGAAGAGAUUACAAAGCCCAUCUGGAUCGGUUUUUCAACUUCUUCUAUCUCUCCGUCACCAUUGGGGCAAUAGUAGCAUUCACGGCGGUGGUCUACAUUCAGAUGGAGCACGGCUGGGGAUCGGCUUUCGGGGCCUUGGCCAUAGCGAUGGGGAUCUCGAAUAUGGUCUUCUUCCUCGGUACUCCCUUGUACAGGCACAGGCUGCCCGGAGGAAGCCCUCUCACCCGCGUUGCCCAAGUCCUCGUCGCCGCCUUCCGCAAAAGAAAUGCUUCCUUUGAUAGCAGCGAACUUGUGGGCUUGUAUGAGGUUGUUGGCAAAAGAUCCGCCAUUAAAGGCAGUAGCAAGAUAGCUCACACCGACAGUUUCAGAUGUUUGGACAAGGCAGCCCUGCAACUGAAGGAAGAUGGCGUGGAUCCAAAUCCAUGGCGGCUUUGCACCGUGACGCAAGUGGAAGAAGUGAAGAUCCUCUUGAGACUCAUGCCAGUUCCGGCUUGCACCAUAGUUCUCAGCCUAAUCCUCACAGAGUUCUUGACGCUCUCAGUACAACAAGCGUACACACUGAAUACCCACAUCGGCCAUCUCAAACUCCCGGUGACAUGCAUGCCGGUCUUCCCCGGCCUCAGCAUAUUCCUGCUACUGGCCCUCUAUUACUCCGUCUUCGUGCCGUUGUGCCGCCGCAUCACCGGCCACCCCCAUGGCGCCUCGCAGCUGCAGAGGGUCGGCAUCGGCCUGGCGGUUUCAAUCCUGUCGGUGGCUUGGGCCGGGAUCUUCGAGCGGUACAGAAGAAACUACGCGAUCGAACACGGGUACGAGGUUAGUUUCCUGACCAGCAUGCCGGAACUAAGCGCAUACUGGCUGUUAAUCCAGUAUUGCCUGAUUGGGAUCGCCGAAGUGUUCUGCAUUGUGGGAUUGCUGGAAUUUCUCUACGAAGAGGCGCCGGAUGCAAUGAGGAGCAUCGGGUCGGCAUACGCCGCCGUAGCGGGGGGUUUGGGGUGCUUUGCGGCCACCAUACUGAACAGCAUCGUGAAGUCGGUGACCGGCGGGGGAGGGGAGACGCGGCCGUCGUGGCUGUCGCAGAAUAUCAACACGGGGAGGUUUGAUUACUUGUAUUGGCUGCUGACAGUGAUCAGUGUAAUCAAUUUCUGCGCGUUUUUGUAUGCCGCGCGGAGGUUUGAGUACAGAGCGAAGCAGGAGGAAGGGAGUGAAAGUGGAGGAGGGAUGACUGGCACUAGAUGAAAAACAAACUAUAACUAUAUAUGGAUUGAAGUUGGAAGCCAUUAAUUAGUGGAUAUUAUUGAUCUCUCAAUUGUGUGAAACAUGAAAGAAGAUGCUUUUUAAUUUGUCUGCGAAACUAAAUGGGGUUUUGAUCCUCUCUCUCUAUUCCAUAGAAAUUAAGUUGCUGGAAUCUUGCAAUGUGACUGGACUUUCCUGAA
Molecule: messenger RNA, 2448 nt
Organism: Diospyros lotus (date-plum)
Lineage: Eukaryota; Viridiplantae; Streptophyta; Magnoliopsida; Ericales; Ebenaceae
Product: protein NRT1/ PTR FAMILY 6.1
Exons: 5
Coding region: 329-2251 (640 amino acids)
Biological process (GO): transmembrane transport; oligopeptide transport
Cellular component (GO): membrane
Molecular function (GO): transmembrane transporter activity
Source: RefSeq, a predicted model, not a curated record